AUGGCAAUAAUAAUGAAGCAGAAGCAACAACGCAUGAUGGCGGAAGCAACAACGAAGUCAUCACCAAUAACGGUUCUCCCUGAGGAACUGAUGAUCGAAAUUCUUUCUAGAGUUGAAUCAAGCAAUCCUAUUCAAUUUAGGUGUGUUUGCAAGUUAUGGAAAUCGCUGGUUCUCACUUCUAAGGCCGUCAAAGACUUCAGAGAUAGCAGUGAAGUCUUUAACCUCGCCGUGUCUCAAGAAAGCGAAGAAGAUGAAGAAAAACUAGAACUAGAACUAGAACAGAAGGAGGAUGAAGAGGAACAAUGGAUGAAGAACGGAGUGGAUUGGUUGGAUAAGCUUUAUAGGAAUCUCAAAGUGAGAUUUGAAACAAUGAGAGAUGAUAUACAAGCUUUGGAGGAUAGAGUCAAGUGUCUCCGAAGCUUUAUGCGGAUUUAUCUCAACUCACUAAAUUCUUCAUAUUCUCAAUUAUGA
This is a messenger RNA of Trifolium pratense (red clover), 471 nucleotides long. RefSeq lists its product as uncharacterized. Gene Ontology annotation, molecular function: protein binding. Lineage: Eukaryota; Viridiplantae; Streptophyta; Magnoliopsida; Fabales; Fabaceae. The record is from RefSeq and is a predicted model, not a curated record. The coding region runs from base 1 to 471 and encodes 156 amino acids. The transcript has 2 exons.